GUACGCCCCAUCUGGCACAACUAUCAACGGGUAAAGAAUGAAGGACGGAUCUUGUGGUUAACAUUCACCACCCUCUCUGACUAUCUGUGGCUUUUGCGUGCAGCCACUCAGUGCCUGCAGCAGCGAGCACCUAAGGCCUUACUGUAUUUGGCUGCGGCUGUGUCCGAUUUUUACAUUCCACAAGACAAGAUAUCUGAGCACAAGAUCCACACGUCAAGUGGCCCACUGACUGUGACCCUCCAGCUGGUGCCCAAGAUGCUAAGCCCUUUAGUGUCCAUCUGGGGUCCUGAGCUCUUCGUGGUGUCCUUCAAGUUGGAGACGGAUGAGAAGAAGUUGAUUGAGAAGGCCACGGAGGCUCUGCAGAAGUACAAGCACGACCUGGUCAUCGGCAACCUCCUGCAGACGCGGCGCGAGGAGGUUACCUUUGUCACGGAGAAGGAGAGCAGCCUCCUGAGACUGACUGAGCACCAGAAGGCAGAGAAGAUUGAGAUUGAGAAGCUCAUUGUUGACGAGGUGGUCAGUAGGCAUAAAAAUUUUAUUAAGUAUUAGGAUUGUAGGUUCAAUAUUUUAGCAAUGAAAUUACAUAUGUAUAUUUAGAAUUAUUUAGUUUGCAGGUAUCUUCAUCAGAGAAGGAAGCAGAGACAGUAAGGGUAUUGCUUGUGAUAUUUUUUAUGUAAAAUGUUAUGAAUCCACAAAUGUGAUCUAUUCAGAUUAUUAUUAUUAUUAUCAUUAUUAUUAUUACUACUGUAAUUAAAUGUACAUUAUUA
Molecule: messenger RNA, 767 nt
Organism: Penaeus vannamei (Pacific white shrimp)
Lineage: Eukaryota; Metazoa; Arthropoda; Malacostraca; Decapoda; Penaeidae
Source: RefSeq, a predicted model, not a curated record